Molecule: messenger RNA, 3931 nt
Organism: Alexandromys fortis (reed vole)
Lineage: Eukaryota; Metazoa; Chordata; Mammalia; Rodentia; Cricetidae
Gene: Pcmt1
Product: protein-L-isoaspartate (D-aspartate) O-methyltransferase
Exons: 8
Coding region: 27-884 (285 amino acids)
Biological process (GO): protein modification process
Cellular component (GO): cytoplasm
Molecular function (GO): protein-L-isoaspartate (D-aspartate) O-methyltransferase activity
Source: RefSeq, a predicted model, not a curated record
CACAGAGCGCAUGCGUGCCGCGGGGGAUGCCGGGAGCGCGCAGUGGCGGCAGCAGCAGCGACGGCAGUAACAGCGACCGCGCGAGCGGGGACACCAACGGGGCGGUGACCGUGUGGGAGGUGGUCUCACUCUUGGGGAAAUUGCUGGGGACCGUCGCCGCGCUGAAGGUGGUUCUGUACCUGCUCCGGGUGUGCUUCGCGAUGGCCUGGAAAUCCGGCGGCGCCAGCCACUCGGAGCUAAUCCACAACCUCCGCAAAAAUGGAAUUAUCAAGACAGAUAAAGUAUUUGAAGUGAUGCUGGCUACAGACCGCUCCCACUAUGCAAAAUCUAACCCUUAUAUGGAUUCUCCACAAUCAAUAGGCUUCCAAGCUACCAUUAGCGCCCCUCACAUGCAUGCAUAUGCACUAGAACUUCUGUUUGACCAGUUACAUGAAGGUGCUAAAGCCCUUGAUGUAGGAUCUGGAAGCGGAAUCCUCACUGCAUGUUUUGCACGGAUGGUUGGACAAAGUGGAAAAGUCAUAGGAAUUGAUCACAUUAAAGAACUAGUAGAUGACUCAAUAAACAACGUCAAAAAGGACGACCCAAUGCUUCUGUCUUCAGGACGAGUACGGCUGGUUGUGGGUGAUGGAAGAAUGGGAUAUGCUGAAGAAGCUCCUUACGAUGCUAUUCAUGUAGGAGCUGCUGCCCCAGUUGUGCCCCAGGCAUUAAUAGACCAGUUAAAGCCUGGUGGAAGAUUGAUAUUGCCAGUUGGUCCUGCAGGAGGAAACCAAAUGUUGGAGCAAUAUGACAAGCUACAAGAUGGCAGUGUCAAAAUGAAGCCUCUGAUGGGGGUGAUAUACGUGCCUUUAACAGAUAAAGAAAAGCAGUGGUCCAGGUGGAAGUGAUUUUCUCUUCUGCUCUUUCUUCUUCCACACAUUCAAGAGAUGAACUAUAAAAGCAACAUGAGCUUGACCAGUCUAUAACAUUGCAGUGGAUUGCUCAUCUCGGUCCUUACAGCAUUUGAAAACCAACAGCAUCACAGCUUGUUUUGGACUUUGUUACACUCUUAUUUUCAGCAUGAAAAUGUGUGGUUUUGUAGGAUUUCCUAAUUCAAAGAGGUGCAGAGCCAAACUGGUAGAGGAGGGCUGCAAAGUAUAACUUUGUGUGUUGUUUUAACAUGCCCACAUUUUAUUUUAAAAAUAUUAAAAGAAAGGGUUCUCCACAUGGAAAACCUAGUUUAUUAAUUAGUUUUGAAGAAUGGCUUUGCUUUUCUUGAACACUUAAUUCUGUUCCAAUAUUAAUUUAUCAGACUUCUUUUGUGCAUCAGAUAACACCACCAUUCACAAGUUUAGGUUUCUUGGUAGCUGAUGUCUGUUAGAUGCUACUAAGAAAAUAGAGAUGAGCUUUCUUUUUAAAGCUUUCGACGUGGUGUCAUAGGAUAGCAUGUUGUAGAUACAAUCAGCUGCUGUUACCUUAAAACUAGUUGUUUGUAAAUACUGAAACCUCAGACGACGGCAGGUGGUGUCCUGUAAACACUAGCUGUUCAGAUUGGACAUCUCUGAUGUAAUUUUCCUCUAAAAAUGAUAGGAGGUUGUAGCUCAAUAUUGUUUUCUGUUUCUAGUUUGCUGCUGAUACUGUAUCUGCGCCUAACAUGCUGUGUAAGCUGUCUGCACAGUUUAUACAGCGCUGCUUUGCCAAAUAAAAUUAAAAGCAAAAGAAGCAUUGGUGGCGUUUGACUCUAGAAGAACAGAGGUCUGCUAGGUCCAGAUACUGCCCACAGUCACGGGGGAAAGUGUCUUCUGCUGCUGCUGCAGUCUGUGAACUCCUAGGAGGUAAAUAUGUAUAGCAUUAGUCCACAGUACAUGGCUGCCUUCCUUCAGGACAGAGACUGUGCGCUCAUUGUUUGUCACUGCCUUCCCAGCCCAGGGCUUGCUAUUUAGUAGCUCUGUAGUAAAUGUCCAAUGAGUGAGUGGCUGAAGUUAGUAUCGGGGAAGAAUGUGGUUGAGAAUAAACUUACCAAAAUCUAUAAGUAGACUCAUUCAUUUAAUAACUGUAAAGUGUGUGAAGGCAAUACAUUUUGAGGAUCUUAUUUAUGUUUUCUAAGACUUUAGUUUUUGUGAAGUUUCUAGAACUGAAGGGAAGAUUAUCAGCUCCCAAUAAGUGGGGCUAGCUUCCCCAGCAGAGCCUUCCAUGUGAAGGGCACAUGGUUCUGACAUUUCUUAGUGUGUGAGAAACCCUUCCCCACUCUCCAAGUCUUCUAUCACUAACUAGAAGUCAUGCAGACAUCAUCUCACAAGUGUCUUCUUGGCUGAGGUCUCAGUCACAAGAAACUAGCAUUCUGUGGUCCCACAGACUUGAAAAUCUUACCCAGCUUUGGUUUGCUUUGGAAUCCUGGUAGUGAACUCUGGUGUCUAGGAUGCAUGGUUAUUUGAAGUAUGUGUGAAGGUUAAAUGUUCUUUCAGGCUUUAAAGCAAAUAAAAUUUUUACCGUACCACUUGCCUAGAUCCUUGGUAGUCAUCACACCAUGUUACAUGCAGAUCUCUAUUAGGUUUUGGGAUAGAAAAAGGCAUUCUAUACCAGUAGUUUUCAGUGUGGUUGAGGAGAGAGUUUGUAAAUAAGCAUUAUAAACUGCCCCCCAAUUUGUACUGCCAUCCAAUUCUUGGAUUUUACCCUUUUAGAAGGUGAAAUUUUAGGAUGUCAGAUAAACAGUUUUAAUAAAACAUCACUGAGUGGGUAGAGAUAGAAAUAAUCAUUUUAAUGAAAUCUGAGCCUUUAAAAAGAGUUGAAUUUAUGUAUGUGUAUAGGAGAAAUGAGAAAUGUUUGAUAAUUUCAAAGCAUUUUAUUUUCCCUAAUAGAUAUUGUGCCUGUAUAUAACAUAAAGGGCAAUGAAGAUACUUCAGGAGGUUGUAGGCUAGUCUGAUCUUGUGAAAUAAAUUUUUCCCUAUAGAUUUGAUCUUGCUGAAAGCCAUACUUGGCUAUCAAAUGUUGGUGGCAAUAAGCUUACAUCAGGGUUCAGUUUCUAUUAAGGGCUGCUGCUCUUUCUCAGACAGGAACAGUACAGAACACAUCAUGGGAAAAUAAUUCAUAACCACUGUCCAAGUGAAUAUUUAAAAGUCCAUUCCCUACGAGAUGCUAUUGUUCUGUAGGGGAAUGGGGGGGGGGUUUGCUGCCAAGCCUGAGAAUCUGAGUUUCAACCCCAAGACGUACACGGUAGGUCUCUGACCUUCACACACAUUGCGGCAUGGUGGCAUAUGCCUGAAAUCCCAGCACUUGGGAGGCCGAGUUAGGACGAUUACAGGGCAUCCUCAGCUACACAGCAAGUUUGAAGGCAGCCUGGACUCCAUGAGACCCUGCCUUUAAAAGAGAAAAAAAGUACAUCUCUUCACUAAAACAUCUUAAAAUGUCAGUGGAUAGUAUAAUUUUUUAGUAAUAACUUCAUAAACUCUUCAAGGGAUUCUUAGUGUGUGAUUACCACCAGGAGGUAAUUCCUCUGAGUUUGUAAGGCAUUUUUUGCUCAGGAAGAGGUAGAUUUUUCUAGUUUCUAGUAGUUUAGUGUACCACUAAAGGAACUCAUGCCUGUGUGGUAACCUAACACUAAUAAAAAAAUAGCAAGCAUGGGUCAUUUUAUAAAUUGUUCUAGAAUUCAACAGGCUGAUAACUUAUUUAGUAUGCAUAAUUAUAUGUAUAAAUUCUUGCAACAUAUAAGUCAUUUCUUACAGCUUCCUGUGUUCCUAAUGACUUAAUAGCUUAGUAUGUUCUGCAGUAAAACGGCUCUGACUGGGGUUUGGUUACAUCUCUGGAUUUCUCCUACCGUUUUUCAGAAGGAUGGCAGUAUUUUGUUCUUAGCGUACGUAAAGGUUGUCCAUAAAAGGAUCCACUUGAAAGGGGACUAGCCCAAGGAAGCUUGUGACUGUGCAUUGUAAUAUAAUAAAAUGGAAAUGAAGCAUAAUAA